CCCUGUCAGGCUACAGUCCAUGAGGUCGCAAGAGUCAGACACAAUUUAGCAACUAAACCACCACCAGCCCCAUUCUUUCUACCAUAUACUCAUUUUCCUUCCUUCUUUCAUCCAUCAAACCUUCACGGAGGAUCCACAAAUAAACCACAAGAUCUGAAGGAUUCAAAGAUGAAUCAGAUUUGGUAACUGACCUCCAAGGGGAGGAAUUCGGUCUGGGGAAACCCAUUUGUAAAACCGAUAAUAACAAAGUGAUUAAGUGGUAAUAACAGGAGGAUAUAAAGAGAUGCGCCAACAUAAAGGAACACUAAUAGCUUCCUAGUGCAGCAGCCACUGGAGGAACUAGAGGGAACAUUUCUAAUUGUUCCAAAAAUGGGCAAACCCUAAACAAAGAUUCCCUGCCAGGAACCAGCCUGCCAUGAUGGAAGCAGUGCUUUGAUGCCUUGAAGCCAUGAAUUCUGGAGUCACAACAUGGGGAGAGCUUCCUCUGCACCUCUAAUCUCUAGCUCUAUACAAGUGCAUCUAGGAAGAGACUUUUAGGAGAUCAGCCCCUCCAAAGUAUGGGGCCAACCAUUAUCUUACUCCAGACAGUUCCAGUAUCUGCAUCCUAACCUCCUGUGUCAGAAUCCAGCACAUCAUUUCCCUAGUUCCGGAAACGCUUGAGUCUUUGCCCUUUGUCAUACUGAGCUCUUAAUUGGUUUAGCCCAUCACACUGCUAGAUAUAAAGGUUACAAUCCCUACACUUAAGUAGGUCUGCAGCUGGGGUAGGGAGUCUCAGGCAAGACAGGCAGGGUGCAACAACAUAGCACCUGCUCUCUCACCCAGCUCCCUAUAGACUGGCUUUUUAGGAGGACUAAGAAACUGAUACUCGAUCCCAAUUUAUUUUUCCUUAUCUUCCCAUCUCUCAGAUAGGAAACCCUGGAGGAGAAGCUUAAGGGCUGGAGGAGGCUGCCAAGGAGGAGACGGAUGAAAGAUGGGGAGUGGAGCCAGUGCUGAGGACAAAGAAUUGGCCAAGAGGUCCAAAGAGCUAGAAAAGAAGCUGCAGGAGGAUGCUGACAAGGAAGCCAAGACCGUCAAGCUGCUAUUGCUGGGUGCUGGGGAGUCAGGAAAGAGCACUAUCGUCAAACAGAUGAAGAUCAUUCACCAGGAUGGCUAUUCGCCAGAAGAAUGCCUGGAGUACAAGGCCAUCAUCUAUGGCAAUGUGCUGCAAUCCAUCUUGGCUAUCAUCCGGGCCAUGCCCACACUGGGCAUUGACUAUGCUGAAGCGAGCUGUGUGGAUGAUGGGCGACAGCUCAACAACCUGGCUGACUCCAUUGAAGAGGGCACUAUGCCUCCUGAGCUAGUGGAGGUUAUCAGGAAGUUGUGGAAGGAUGGUGGGGUGCAAGCCUGCUUUGACAGAGCUGCAGAGUACCAGCUCAAUGACUCGGCAUCUUACUACCUGAAUCAAUUAGACCGAAUUACAGCCCCUGACUACCUCCCUAAUGAGCAAGAUGUGCUUCGAUCCAGAGUCAAAACCACAGGCAUCAUUGAGACUAAGUUUUCUGUCAAGGACUUAAACUUCAGGAUGUUUGAUGUGGGAGGGCAGAGAUCAGAGAGAAAGAAGUGGAUCCACUGCUUUGAGGGAGUCACCUGCAUCAUUUUCUGUGCAGCCCUCAGCGCCUAUGAUAUGGUGCUGGUGGAAGAUGACGAAGUGAAUCGUAUGCAUGAGUCACUGCACCUGUUCAACAGCAUAUGUAACCACAAGUUCUUUGCGGCCACUUCCAUUGUCCUCUUUCUCAACAAGAAGGAUCUCUUUGAGGAAAAAAUCAAGAAAGUCCAUCUCAGCAUUUGUUUUCCAGAGUAUGAUGGGAACAACUCUUAUGAGGAUGCAGGGAAUUAUAUCAAGAGUCAGUUCCUUGACCUCAACAUGAGAAAAGAUGUCAAAGAAAUCUACAGUCACAUGACCUGUGCUACAGAUACACAGAAUGUCAAAUUUGUAUUUGAUGCAGUUACAGACAUUAUCAUCAAAGAAAACCUCAAGGACUGCGGACUCUUCUAGUUCUCACCAUUCCUCAAGUAUGUUCUGUAAACAGGCUCUGAAUCUCAGUAAUUUUAAGCAGAAAAUUUUAGGUCAAUAUAUUAUGACAAGAAGAAUGAAUCCAUUCUCCCUUGGAGAUGGAGUACGUAUGAUUGCAACUGUGUCUAAAUUUGUUCUUUUAAAAGCAGGAUAGCUAGCGCAGUUUAGAGAAUGCAAGACCAGGAAUCAGAAGACCCAGGAUCCAUUACUGGCUCUGCAACUUUCUACUGAUGCAGAAAUGUAAAUAUUUCAUUUCUCUGACCCUUGAGUCCCUCAUCUAUAAAAUGAAGGUAACUUCUCUACUACUUCACAGGUUAUUCUAAUGAUCACAAACAUAACUGAAGGGAGGCAUAUAAAAGCUGUGUGGUGACACAAAGAAAUUCUACAUAAAAGCUCCCACUAAUGAAAUUCAACAUCAAGGUUUAGAUGAAUUAUCCCAAAAAAGCAAACCUUCCCUGCAAUCUGCAAAAAAAACCUAAAUUAGUUAAAAACAGAAUUUCAAUAAACUUACCACCCUUUUUUACUAUAAGACCUUUAAGUGCCUUAGCUAAGAGAUCUGAAUCAUCAGACAGAUGUGAGUUUGUGAGCUCUAAGGCACACAUCCAGUUUUUUGGUGGUGUUUUUUUUGGCCAUAUGGCUUGCCUUGCAGGAUCUUAGUUCCGAAAACAGGGACUGAACCCAGGCCCUGGUUAGAGUCCUAACCACCGGACUGCAAGGGAGUUCCCCAAAAUGAUUUUCGUUAAAUCAUAUUACCCCUCUGCUCCCAAACUGCCAGACUGUGUUCCCUAUAUCUCUGUAAGUAUAGGGAUACUUAUCCCUCUAAGUAACUCUGUCAGCUAUAUAAGACACUUUCUGAAUGAACCUGGAGGACAGAACACACUCCCACUUAGAGUAUUAAUGAUUGUAUUGCUGCUACUUCUCUGUCACAGAAUUUAGAACAAAUGAGCAAUCCUAAAAUCCUCAUUUCAACUGCUACAUGUUUCAGAACAAAAAAAAGGCAGCUAUUUUGCUUUAGGCACUGAAAAUCUUUGCAGUUGGAUCCAUGUGAUGCCUGGCUGAAAACAACAUCUCCCCAAACAGGCCAACAAUUAAAUUAUCCCUUGAACUUCUUUGAGGAGAAACAAAGCUUGUAUUUAUCUUGACAGGAGGUGGUGAAGUUGAGUAUAGAUUUAGCAUUUACAACUACUAGUGAGGAAAGCUCUUGGCAUCCAAGAUUUAGUAUAUAAAAGAAAGUGUCAAUUAAAAUGAAAAUCUGCUCCUUGCCAGAAAAACACAUUCACACUUAGGCUACUACUAGCAAUAUUGAUACUAGAGAGCCAUAUGAGCUUGAAAUACACUGAAGAAUAAAUUUGCAGGUGUUAAAAUUGGAUUCAUUUAAUAGUCUUUCUGAUUCUUUGAAAAGAAACCAACUUGGGAAAAUUACCAGGGAAAUAAGGAAAACUACUGUCUAGUGCCAAUUAAAAAACUUAAACCGAAGGAAAAAAAUCUGGGCAAGAUCUCUUGUAUCCAAGCACUGUUCAGGGACUAUUCCAAAGGGCAUGCUCUAAUGCUCACUAACCUCUUUGCUUUAACUCAACUUAUAGGGGUUCCGAGGUGUUUUUUUUUUCUUUUGGUAUCAUAAAACCCUCUAGCAGUCUGAUGAAGCCUAUGGAUCUCUUUCUCAGGAUACUUUAAAAUGCAUAAAACAAAAUUCAGAGAGCUACAAAGGAAACCAACAUACUGAACCAACAACAGUUGUAUUUUUGGAGUUCUGAAGCCCCAGGUUAAGAAUUUUGCUACAGCUAUGAUCUUACCUAUUCAAGGCCCAAAUGUAGUUUUUCCCAUUUAUUCCACCUUUAAGAAGGGUAACCCCACCUACCCACAAAUCACACCAAAUUUUCUGCUUUCCUAAAUUAUCUUUUCCUCCAUCUUUGACUCUAGGCAGGAAUUGGUUAUAGGCCAAAUUAUAGAAGCCCAACACAGACUCCUUGGUUAUUAAUGUUCAUAUAGAACUUGCCCUACAGUACUAGCAUGAAAACAGAGUCAGUGGGACAGGUCUUAUGGUAGAACAAUCUCUAGGAGAAUAAAACACAGUUAUAUUUUUGUUUUCUUUUGCUCUGGUAGACACCUCAACUUUUAACUGGUUUAUAAACAAACUUUCACAAGCCAAAAGAUGCCCUAUAUUCACUUUGCUGAAAGGUUAUCUUGGAGGCUGAAUAGGGAAGUAGCAGUACUUAAAAGCAACACUUCUACAGCCGCUUUUCUCAGGUUAGAUUCUGGUUAUUCAUCUUAUAAUGCUUUCAAGCCAAAACUCUUCUGGAGAGUGUACACAGAAUAAAAAUUGGGGGCCUUGGUCAUCCACUCACCUGUUCCUUAGGACAAAGUCAAAAUAAUUUCCUAAAACUCUUAGCAAACACUAGGCUCUUCUCUGAGUAAAGGUAAGAGGAUUUGACUUCAAAUGUUUUGGGUAGGCUUCCAAAAAACGUAUUAAUCCUUACCACAGCUUAAUUGUUUGUCAGACCCAGAGAUGACUCCUAAACCUUACACUAUUGGAAACAACUACAUUGGUAUUUCUUCUAUCCUACUGGCUUAUUUUUAUCUCAUGGACAUUUUGAUUGUGUCCAUGAAAAGUUCUCUUUGCAUAAAACAGCUGCUAGAAAGUUUAAAACCAAAAUUAUGCCAUAUACUCACUCUGCUGUCUAUAUGUCUUCUUUUGCUCCAUUUUAAAUUUAUAUUAUACUGUUGAAUUUUAUGUCAUCACAAAUUCUUUUCUGUAACAAGACAGGUUAGAAACUAAUACUCGACCCUGUUUUCAUAUACUGCAACCUUAAUGCUUAGGAUGAUAAAGCUAGAAGAAACUCAAAAAAUCCCAUGUCCAUCACUAGCAAUUUAUAGAUAAGCAACUGAGCCCAAGGGAGGUGGAGUGUCUUCAUCAAGAUCACACCGCUGGGAAGUAACAGAACUUAAACUCCAAAAUAGGUCUUCUGAAUCCAAAGCCAGUGGUUUUUCUAUCUGCACAAUACCAACAGUCCACCAAUCACCAUAAAGUCAAAGUCAAUCUUCUCAUUCGCCUAAGCUCCUUCUAGUCCCAAACAAGUCCUUGGUUAUUUUUAAAUUAUGCCAACUCUAAAUCAUAGCUAUUUAACAAAACCAUCUCCAAACUAAAUACAAACUGGCCUCAAAAUGGAUGUGAUAUUAGCACAGAAUAAUAAAAAUAUAAAUAGCUUUGUUUGCUGAAGGUAUAAUUUCCUGUUCUUAUCUCAGAGGGCAGAGACCAUGUUUUCCUUGAAUUGCAUGAUUAGACAUUGAUCAAAGUAAGCCAAAUGUAAAUUAAGUUCCAUUUCAUAUCAAUCUGAUGACAGUUGCUUUUUUUCUUACAAAAAUAUGACACAUAAGGACAAACAGUAUGAUUUCACUUAUAUCAAGAAUCUAAAGUAGUGAAAUUUAUAAAGACAGAAAGUAGAACGGAAGUAAGGAGUUAUUAUUUAAUGGGUACAGUUUCAGUUUGGGAAGAUGAAAAAAGUUCUGGAGAUGGAUGGUGGUGAUAUUGCAUAAAAACGUGAAUGUACCUAAUACUACUGAACUACAUACUUAAAUAUGUUAAAAUGGCAAAUUUUAUGUUAUGUAUACUUUAUUACAAUAAAAAAUAACAGAAAAAAUAUAACUGGAAAUGUGCUUUUAUGUUUGUCAAUUAAAAGAUGGAUAAAAUGAGCACAAAAAUUCAGUAUAAGAACCAUAUAAAAGACACAUUUACUCAAAAUAGUUCCUACUCUGAUUUAAAAAAAAAAAAAAAUCACAUACAUGUACCCCAAAUAAUCAAAAUCUGUGUGGCCCCAUCCCCAAGGUGAAAAAUAAGAACCUUCAAAAAAAGCCACGCUACACUUGGAGAUGUGCCGUAGACCGAAGUGUGCUGGCUCUGCUGGGUGGAGAAGGUGGUGAAGGGUGAAGAGCUCUUACCUCCCCCUGCCCUCUCUACCCGGCACAGCCCCCGGAGCACAGAUUCCAGCAGGACUUCAGUGUUGGGCCAGGGACUGCAAGUGUGCCAGAGCCUCUGGCGACCCUGCUAGGCAGAAGUGUGAAGACAUCUCUGUGAGGUCAAACAGAUAAACUGCAGAUUGUAGGAACUUUUCUGCCCUUUGGUCAUGGAAAAGCAAACACCAGUUUGAACAGGAAAUAAAGAACUGGAUUUAAAUGCAAAAUCUUUACAGACCUUUUCACCCUGCUUCACAAAAUAAAAUUUGUAGUUGAAUUUCUAGUAAUUUAGUUCAUUUUAGGUUUUUGAAAUGAGUAUGGCAAAAGUGAUUAUGAGAAAAGACAACCAGCAACAAUGAACAUUUGUAGGUAUUGUCUCAAGACUUACUUUUUUUUUUUUUGGAGUAGAGUACAAUUUCGAGUAUCAUAAAGAAUAUUUAUGAAACAUUUCUAAUAUGUUAUUUCUAUUUGAUCGGAACUAUAGUAUAUCAGAGCUGGAAGUACUUUAGUCUGUCUUUAGAUGAGAGAUAUAAGACUGAAAGAUUUCACAGCUAGCUGGAAGCAGGGAAAAGACCAGAACCCCGCACAUCAAGCAACUUUCUAACCUCGUAAGAGGACGCUUCAUCCUAUAUAAGCAAAGAUGAACAGUUAGAAAAAACAGGUACUUUCUUAUAAUUUGUUAUGUCCACUGGGAUUCUCUCUUACAUAUAAACAAGCCUCUUGGUAAAAAUGUUUGGAUGACACAUAGGAAUAUGGCCAGGGAGGGUGGGGGCAAGAAGAUAGGAUAUCUUUACAACAAGACUGUACAGAAUUUAAUAUUCCAGCUGUAAAUGAUCUUACAGCUAAUGCUAACAUAUUAAGAUGGUGUACCCCAUAAGUAUAUUUACUAAUAUUUGAUUAUUUCUCCUACUAUGUUGAUUCCCACUAGAUUUCAGGAAGGGAAAACAUAUACCACUGGGCAUACAGAGAUAUAUAUUUAACUCCUCAAUUAUUCCCUUUACCUACCUCAUCCCCAAAAGACUUUCAUUCUAUAGCUGGUUUUGUUCUUUAUCUACCAACUGUAAAUGGAUAUUCAUGUUAUUAUAGUUACCUUUGUUAUAGGACUUUAUCUUUACUUUUGUGUAUCUUUCCAUUUUCACUGAAAAUAAAUGGAGUGAAAUAAAUGAAAUAUAUGUUUAGAAAACCCAAGUUUCUUGUUUUGUCUAAAUUUUGUAUAAAAACUAAAUAGUCUUAUCCAAAAUGCAGUAAUGUUCUUUGGCUAAACAGUCCUCAAACUAACUUUUUGGGUGAAAGGCACUUUAAGUUAUGUACAAAAGGUGCUUUGUACUUACUGCAAAUAAAAAAUAACUCAAGUCAUUCACUAGUGAUUUAGAGGUUGUUUACUAUUCACGUUGAUCUUUAAUAUAAGGUCUAUUCAGUUGUCCCCAGGAUGUUGGCCCAGGAUAGUCGCAUCAGAACCACCUGAGGAAUUUAUUUUAAAAAUACAUAUUUUAAGGACUUGGUUUGGAUAUUUUAAUUGAGUCGAGGUUAGCCAAAGAAUUUCUAUGUUAAUCUUCCACCACAGGUAUCUACUGCUGCAUAAUAUUCCAUAUUAUCUCUGAUUCCUGAGACGACUUGAGUAAAGCCAGGCGCAGAACUGACACAGUAUCAGAAAAUAACUGUCCUGCCCUGAUUUGUUCUAAAAUAUGCUCUCCUCAGCAGAACUAACUCAUAAAAGGUUAUGAGAAAACUGGAGGGUGAGUGGUGAGGGGGAAUGGGGAUUCAAAACCUAAACAAAGGUAAAGGAACAAGGAUCCUGACCAUCCUGGAAGUCUGUUCUUCAGUAUGCCUCACUUAAAUCUUUUACUUUCUGAUAGUUGAUAGUAAGAGGUAUCUAAGUUCCAGAUCUCUAAGCAGCUUGGUUUUCUUUUUUGUUUGGACAGUCAUAAAUUUAUAAGGAGACCUGUGGCUGGUUCAGGUCAGGUCUCUGAUUUGUACUGCGAAGACUAAACUGGAAGAAGAAAAUUACCUGGUAGUACUGGGAAACUGAGAUAAUUUUAUUCUUAAAGUCAGUAUCACAUAUGAAAGAUUUCACAGGAAAUCAGUAAAAGGAAUUAGUACUAUUAAUAUUUUAGGUUUGUAUCAGUGAGUACGGGGCCACUGUUUUUUGAACAUCCAGAAGGAAAAAAAAAAAUCAUUCAAAGGCAGCUUUUUGAUUGAGAGUCUAACUUCCCCUUGUAUGUAACUGCCAAUGCAGCAAGGAGCUCUGCAACAGGAAAUGCCAGAACUAUGCUAAGCAAAUGGACAAAUAUAAAAAAGUAACUAGUCAGAUCAGGUCAUCAAGGUCCAAACAAAGUUAUAGCCUACAGAUCACAAAGAAUGGCCACACAUCAGUGGCCAGAAUGUAAGAAUAUAAGGUGAGCAAAUAAAUUCAAAGAACCAGCAGUUAUUUUUAAAUACUCCAAAAUGUGUAUAUAAUAAAACACAAAUAGAAUACAUAAGAGAAUAAAAAAUAAACCAGGCAAGGAAACAGAUUUUUAAAAUAUGGUCCAUCUUUCUUAGAAAGAAAGCACCUUGUGAAAAGUCACAACCCAUCAGGUACAAUGCACUGAACUAGAGGUCUAGAGUUCAAACCAUCCAAGAUGAAAAUGACACUUCAAGAUCCACUUAUGAAUAACUCUAACAGUUCUUAGAAUUUUCAUGCCAGAAGGUGAAAUCUGUUGAAAGGAUAAAAUUGUAAGGUUAUUUAUUCCCUAAGACUGACCAUUAAGGAGCAGAAUACUUCCUCUUUACAUAGGAGCCUAACAGAUGGCAAUUUUACAGCCCAGAGUUUUAAUCAGGUGGCGAAGAUGUGACUGUCAACAAAAUAAAGCUGCUGUUACAGUCCUUCCUGCUAAUGGCUAUUUAUUGUUAUCUAAUUUUUUAAUUUUCUUAGAUGUUUUUUAACGUUCUUAGAUGUGCUAAGAAGCCUGGCCAACUAAAUUCUGAAACAUGAUCCAUCACAAAUUUCCAGUAUUCUCCACCAAAAAGACACAGGCAAGUUUUCAUUUCUUUGAUUACAAAUAUCAAUCCUUUUUCUCCAGGCCACUAGAUAUGAUGUGUCAUCCCCACAUUUUGGCUCUGCUAUAAGAAAAGAUCUUUUAGUUCAAAACACAAUAGUGGUUUGUAAGGCAGACCAUCAGAUUCAUCAUAUCAAAAUUACCUUUUUAAAAUUAUAGACUGCUAGCCUGCCAGUCAAGAGUCAAUCUCUGAGAUGGAUCCAGGUGAUUUUGACUGAAAGCAUAUUUGAAAACCACUGACUGAUACUGUCCUCAACAAAUGUGCAUUUUGAUAAAUUAUUUGGGAUGGAGGGGUAAGAGGUGAUCCUCACAUAUAUAUAGGAUAAAUGUAAAUGGUAUAAAGU
Messenger RNA from Odocoileus virginianus texanus, 9386 nucleotides. The record is from RefSeq and is a predicted model, not a curated record. NCBI's taxonomy places the organism in Eukaryota, Metazoa, Chordata, Mammalia, Artiodactyla, Cervidae.